AUGGGGCAAAAAUUACUAUUACAGGGCGCGGUAGCUUUACUGCUAAUUUCUGGGACUGUACCGUCUCCGCGUUUGGAUGAUGAUUCCUUCUCGCGUGGCGCAGUAGAGACUAUACCAGAACAUGAGCCUAUUCCCCAACCAAUACGAGCAUCCGUAGAGAAUAUACCGCUCAGGAAUCUACGAGACGAAGGUGAUGGAAGAUUACCCUUGAGGGAUGCUGUUGAAAAACGACCUAUACCUGUUAUAGAUCCUCAUUACCUUUCUAAAGCUUUUGAGACAAGUGACAAUUUGUUAGACAAUGUUGUGAACUUGGAAGAACUGAAUCAGUACUACGGAGCCGCUAGCUACUUAAACAAUGGUUCGCGUACCGACGAAAAACUACAGCUGGGUAACGCUAAUCUUCAAGAGAUGCAACAGACCGUGGGCGCUCCAACUACACGUCGCAUAGUAGUUUGCUACUUUGAAUCUUGGGCAGCAUAUAGGGCUCCUCCGCUGGCGUACACUGCAGGCCUAGUGCCUCGCUCUUGUACCCAUUUACAUUAUGCCUACGCCUCUAUACAUCCACAUACUUACGUUAUUAUACCAUCCAAUGAAGACUAUGAUGUGAUUAAAGGUGGUUACCGGAUAGCAACUGGUUUAAAACGACGUCUCUCUGGCCUACGGGUAUUGCUAAGUGUCGGUGGUGAUGGCGCUGGGCGUUUGUUUAGUGAAAUGGUACAGGAGUCUUACAGAAGAAGUGCAUUUAUUGACAGCGCAGUCGAAUUUUUACGAGAGCACGACUUUGAUGGACUAGAUCUCCACUGGAUAUACGCGGGGGACAAGGACGAAAGGGAAAAAGAACUGUUGACAUCACUGCUUUACGAGCUGCGAGAAAAGCUGUCUUCUUAUGGAUUACUCCUAGCUACUGUUUUACCGCCAUUUAGGUAUCAAAUUGAAGACGGAUAUGACCUAAGUGCCGUCAGCGGUGCUACGGAUUACACUAUCCUACAAGCUUGGGACAUGACUCAUCGCAACCGCGAGGAUCGGCCAUCGCGUGCUCUUCAGCAUAGCGCACUGCACCGGGAUCCUGGCGCUUCGUAUCGAGAUCAAAGAUAUGACAAUAUUGAAUUUAUGGUAAAAUACAUUCUUCGCCACGGAAUGGCCGCUGAGAAGCUAGUGCUGGGCGUACCUUUGUUUGGACGCAGUUACACUCUUGCCGCCUCUACUUUACCUGCCCCAGGUGCAGCUGUAAGCGACUGGGGUGAGGAAGGACCAUACACACAAACUCGAGGAAUGCUCGCCUACUUUGAGAUAUGUAUGGCUGAACGUGAAGGAAAAGGAACAAGUGCAUUAGAUGAAGCUGGUAAUUCAUUUGCUGUUUUUGAUAAUCAAUGGGUAGCAUACGAUUCUCCAGACACUAUUCUUGAAAAGAUGAAAUUUGUUAUAAGUAUGGACUUAGCCGGAGCAGCGGCAUGGGCAAUCGACAUGGAUGAUUUCCGUGGUCUAUGUGGGUCCCCUUACCCAAUUUUGAGUGCCAUAUCGACGACAUUAAACGGUGAAUUGACACAAUCUGAUCAAGCUUCUCUAAAGAUUGGAUCAUGUGAAACAGAUAUUCCUUAUUUGUCUUCUGACGAAGAAUCCUGUGCACAUUUCCAUUUUUGUACUGGUGGUAUAAGUUUUAGAAUGGUGUGCGAAGAGGACAGACUUUAUGAUCCAUCGACAGGUUUCUGUGGGCAUCAGGAUGUAACGAAAUGCAUUCCCGGACAAAGCUUGAGAAUUAGCAUUGAGGAAGCGGCACGAUUCUUAUCACAAGCGUAUGAGACCGACUUUCAGUGGAGUAAGCUAGGGUUAGUGAAUAAGAAGACGGAACAACUCGUCGAAUCAACCCAACCAGAUAUUAAAAUUUCAGGUCGGGAUAGUGACAAACGGAUUGUUUGUUACAUGACUAGUUGGGCGUUCUACAGGCGCGGCGAAGGAAAAUUUGUUCCUGAACGUAUCGAUACACGUCUCUGCACUCAUAUAGUUUACGCUUACUCCACUUUAUUGACCGAUGAGCUUGUUAUCAAAGAAUUUGAUCCUUGGGCAGAUAUUACUAACAAUUUAUAUGAACGUGUUACGUCUCUUCAAGAUGUUAAAGUUCUCCUAGGACUAGGAGGAUGGACAGAUUCAGCAGGAGACAAAUACUCACGUCUAGUAUCGUCUAGCGCAGCUCGAACCAAAUUUGUUGUUAAAGUUGUUAGUUUCCUACGAAUGCAUAAUUUUAAAGGCCUCCACUUAGAUUGGAACUACCCAGUUUGUUGGCAGAGUAAUUGCAAGAAAGGCGCAAAGUCUGAUAAACAAAACUUCGCCAAACUAGUUCAGGAACUUUCGAAAGCCUUACAUGCAGCUGAUAUGGAAUUAGGUAUCGCAAUAUCUGGAUACAAAGAAAUUAUUGAAUCUGCUUACGACUUGCCUGUUAUAUCUAAAGCUGCUGAUUUUAUAAGCACUAUGACAUAUGAUUACCACGGAGGAUGGGAAAGAACAACUUCACAUCAUACACCAUUGACUUCUAAUCAGAAUGAUGCUUUGCCUUAUUAUUCAGUAGAAUAUGCAAUAAAAGCAAUGAUAGAUGGCGGUGCAGACCCCAAGAAGUUAUUGCUUGGCUUGGCGUUCUAUGGACAAUCAUACAGAUUAGCAGACGCCGAAGGAUCUAGCGGACCGGGUGCUUCAGCCGCUGGUCCUGGUGAACCCGGAGAGUUCACUAAACAACCAGGAAUGUUAGCAUAUUAUGAAAUUUGUUACAGAGUCAAAAAUCUACGCUGGAGGACAGGCAGGCAAGAUCAAGCCGGUCCCUACGCAUACUCAGAUAACCAAUGGGUUGGAUAUGAUGACCCCAAAUCAAUCCGUGAAAAGGUUGAAUGGGCACUGCGCCUUGGUUUGGGUGGAGUAACCGCGUGGGCAAUCGAUUUGGACGACUUCAACAACCGAUGCUGUAUGGAGCCGUCGCCCUUGCUGCGUGCCGCGGGUCGCGCUCUCGGCCGCAACGUACCAGCGCCACCCACGUCGCCAUGUGAACGACCACCUGAGCCCAUCACGCCAGCUCCGCCCACUACCACACCUGCUGAAUCUGAUGGUUCAAUUUCCAGCACAAGCGAACAUGGCAGUCACGAUCACGACCAUGCAACAAAACCAACUGCAACGACCUGGCCCAGCUGGAAUCCGGGAACCACCACUGCAAUGACAUGGUGGCCACAAGCUACCACCACCACUAUGAAACCAACGACAACUAAAACAACUACUACACGCCGAACUACGACCAGCGAAGUUCCUGACACUGAUUCAGGUAUAGAAGGCUCAGCUUGCGAGGCUGGCGAGUACCGCGCCGCACCGGGUGACUGCGAGGCUUACUUGCAGUGUGAGGGCGGACAAUGGCGCAAGCACCGCUGCGCACCAGGUCUACACUGGUCCGCAAAAACAGGCCGUUGCGACUGGCCUAGCUUUGCUCACUGCACAGAGAAACCGCCUAGCCAAGAGAGUACGGCAACAACAACGCUAGCUCCAGCCACCUCUCGACCACCAUCCACGACAACGACAAUACGCACUACCACGACCAGAGCGACGACAACAACGACUACAACGACAACAACCACACCUAAGCCCACAACCACCACAACAACGACUACGACAUCCGCACCUGUUAACGAAGAAGAGGCAGCCGCUGGGCAACCAUGCAGCGGACAAGAUUAUCAAUUAGUUCCCAAUGAUUGCAAUUCGUAUCUGCACUGUGACGGUUCAGUAUGGCGUCAGCAACGUUGCGCCCCUGGUCUGCACUGGAGUCCCAAACAGAAGCAUUGUGACUGGCCUAAAUAUGCUAAAUGUGAAGGGACAGCUCAGAAAACCACAACAACUGCACCCAAACCAAUUCGACCUGCCCGACCGACCAGACCUCCGACUACAACAACACCCAGCUCAGAACAGGAUCGGGAAGACGGACCCUGCAGCGAUAAUGAAGUGCACGCACCAGCUUCUACCUGUGACGCAUAUUUGUUGUGUGUAGGCGGCCGCUGGCGUAAACAGCUGUGCCCACCAGGACUUCACUGGGACAAACGAACCAACCGUUGCGACUGGGUCGAAUUCGCCAUGUGCGAAGCAUCAAAACUAACAACAACGAAGAAACCAGUAUAUCAAUAUUCAACUACGAGCAGAACAACGACCACGACAAGGUGGUCGACAGUAACUACAAAGAAACCGUACACAUUAUCCGAGGAAUAUCAAAAACCUACACGUUGUGUCACCGGCACCUACCACACGCAUCCACGAUGUGAGAAGUUCUACGUGUGCGUGAAUGGUGUAUUAGUUACACAAAGCUGUGCUCCCGGCCUUGUUUGGAAUACGGAAGGUUCACAGUGUGACUUCCCAAGAUUAACAUCAUGUUCAGAUAGAAGGAAAGUAACAUCUUCGGCCAUGAUCGAUGGCACCAAGAUUACGACAAGUAAUCUCGUACAAGAUUCAGAAAAUAAAACGACAUACUGUGAAAGUGGUCAGUAUGAUAGAAACCCAACAGACUGUACUAAAUACCGCCACUGCCUGUUUGGUAAAUUUGAGGAAUUCUCUUGCAGUGCUGGCUUGCACUGGAAUCAGGAGAAACAAAUAUGCGACUGGCCACAAAGUGCAAAAUGUAAAAAACAAAAGGUAACCACUACAACUCAAGCAACGUUGAUGGAUCCAAUAAUAAUAGAUUCAGAUAUUGAACCUGAAGUACCAAUGAGACCUAUUGAAUCUUCACCUACCUCAGUUGCGUUUUUAAAUCCUGCUACUAGACCACCACUGCUAAAUUCGCGAUAUAAGCUAAUUUGCUACUAUACAAACUGGUCGUGGUAUCGUCCUGGCCUCGGAAAAUACGAUCCUGAAGACAUUGAUCCUACACUUUGCACCCACAUCAUAUAUGGCUUCGCAGUCUUAGGACCCGACGGACUUAUCACUCCGCACGAUCCUUUCGCAGAUGAGAAAAACCGUCUUUAUGAAAAAGUGGUAGAAUACAGGAAAUAUGGCAUAAAGGUAUCGAUAGCAAUAGGAGGAUGGAAUGACUCUGUUGGAGACAAGUAUUCUGAAUUAGUAAACGACCCUUCAGCUCGCUCAAGAUUUGUGAAACACGUCGUCGAAUUUAUUGAAAGAUAUGGAUUUGAUGGACUGGACCUUGACUGGGAGUAUCCAAAAUGUUGGCAGGCCGAUUGUUCAUUGGGACCAGAUUCAGACAAGGAGGGUUUUGCUGAUAUAAUUCGGGAACUAUCAGCAGUAUUAAAACCUAAAGGUCUAUUAUUGUCUUCCGCUGUAUCGCCCAGCAAGCUUAUAAUUGACGCGGGCUAUGAUGUACCGGUUCUGGCUAGAUAUUUGGACUGGAUUGCCGUAAUGACAUACGAUUACCACGGACAGUGGGACAAGAAGACUGGCCACGUCGCUCCUCUAUACUAUCAUCCUGAUGAUGACACGACGUACUUUAAUGCAAACUAUACUAUGCAUUACUGGAUGGAGAAAGGCGCCCCGUCUUCCAAACUUGUCAUGGGUAUACCCAUGUAUGGACAAACGUUUACAACUAAGUCAUUAUCUGACAUAAGCGCUUUGAACAUACCAGCUCUGUCUGGUGGGAACGCUGGUGAAUACACAAAAGCUAAGGGUUUCUUAGCAUAUUACGAGAUUUGCGAUCGCAUCAUGAACAGAAAAUGGAAGGUUGUUAAGGAUCCACUUCAACGAAUGGGUCCUUUUGCCUACCAAGGCAACCAAUGGGUGUCUUUUGAUGACGUUGAUAUAAUCAAGAAAAAAGUUAACUUCAUUAAAUCACUAGACCUUGCCGGUGGAAUGGUUUGGGCACUUGAUCUCGACGAUUUCAAGAAUACAUGUAAACAGGGCCGACAUCCACUUCUCAAUGCGAUAAAGGAUGGCUUACUGGAUCCAAAUGUGGAGUACAAUCAACCACAACCUGUACCUGACACAUCUAACCAAAUAGACGAUGAUCUCGAGGACAUCGAAGUCAGACCUGGAUACACGAAACCUAAACCAAAACCUAAGCCCACUACCGUACGACCGACAAAACAAACGACGCCAUACACUACGACCACCACUACAACCACAAAGAAACCGACUCCUCCAGUUAUUAUGGACGAGGAAGAGCAAUAUAAAAUUGUGUGCUACUACAGCAACUGGGCUUGGUACCGACCGGGAUCAGGAAAAUAUACUCCAAAUGACAUUGACCCAUCAUUGUGCACGCACAUAGUUUAUGCCUUUGCGGUCCUCGACAGCAGCAAAUUGGUGAUAAAACCACAUGACAAUUGGUUGGACGUUGAAAACAAAUUCUACGAGAAAGUUGUUGCUUUGAAGAGUCAAGGUGUAAAGGUGUUGCUAGGUUUAGGUGGUUGGAAAGAUUCAGCAGGAGACAAAUAUUCAAGACUUGUGAACAACCCUUCAGCUCGAAGGAAAUUUGUGGUACACGCUUUGGACUUCAUCGAACAGCACGAAUUCGAUGGGUUGGAUCUCGAUUGGGAGUAUCCACGAUGCUGGCAAGUUGAUUGCGAUAGAGGACCAAGCACCGAUAAGCAAGGUUUUGCUGAUCUUAUCACAGAGCUACGUUCCGCAUUUGUUCCUCGGGGUCUUCUGCUUUCUGCUGCAGUUUCGGCCAGCAAACAAGUUAUUGAUGCCGGUUACAACGUGCCGGUUUUGGGCAAGCAACUGGACUGGAUAGCCGUAAUGACUUAUGAUUAUCACGGACAUUGGGAUAAAAAGACAGGUCAUGUAGCACCCAUGUACGCUGGACAUGACGGUACUGACCAAACAUUCAAUGUGAACUUCACCAUUAACUACUGGAUCAAGAAAGGUGCUCCUCGUGAAAAGCUUGUAAUGGGUAUACCAUUUUACGGCCAAUCGUUCUCGUUAAUUGAAUACGGUGGUAAUGGCUUAGGGGCACCUGCAUAUGCAGGUGGCGAUCCUGGAGACGAGACUCGAACGCGAGGCUUUUUGGCUUUCUAUGAGAUUUGCGAACGCAUUAGAAUGCGAGGAUGGAAUGUUUACCGCGACCCUUCGGGCACAAUGGGUCCCUAUGCUACUAAAGACGACCAGUGGGUGUCUUUUGACGAUGAUUUCAUAACCCGUCACAAGGCAGAGUACGUCCGUGCCAUGGGCUUAGGCGGUAGCAUGAUUUGGACUCUCGACUUAGACGAUUUUACUGGACAAUAUUGUGGUUGCGGCAAGUCACCCCUUCUGUCAACCAUCAAUCAUGUUCUACGUGGGCGGGAAGCGCCGUCACCUUGCUCAUUGGAAGAAAUUGAAAGUCCAUCAACGGGUGCUAGCACAGAAACAUCUGUAACUACAGCAACAUCUGCUCCAGAAAAAGAGAAUGACAGUGAAAUUACCUCUAACGAGGACUCAUUGGAAGGUAAAGAGUGUUCGGGAAUAACAUUCAAGGCGGACGACUCUGAUUGCAGCAAGUAUUACCUUUGUAUCAACGGUCAGUACAUCGAACUCACUUGUCCCGCGCCUUUAGUCUGGAACAAGAAUCACUGCGACUGGCCGGAGAAGGCUAAAUGCAAGGGCAAAUCAAGCCUCAGGCUUAACGACGAAGAAACAACGUAUGAAAACAAAGAUAAACCUAUAAUAGCAUGCUACUUCACAAAUUGGGCUUACUACAGACCAGGAAAAGGUAAAUUUGGUCCUGAGGAAGUGGAUGCGUCGUUGUGCACGCAUAUUAUAUAUGCUUGGGCGCAUCUCAAUAGCAGCACAUACAAAUUGGUUCCUGGCGUACCAGAGCUUGACGUGGAUAAUGAUUUUCUCGGUAAAAUAUCGGAAAUGAAAUUAGAAGGCGUUAAAGUGAUCCUCGGGGUCGGUGGACUGCAAAACUCUCGGGAAAGUCAAUGGUCUGAAAUGGCUUCAAGUCCUGAGACGAGGAAAACUUUCAUAGAAUCAGCUCUUUCUGUCAUAAAACGAUGGAAUUUCGAUGGGUUGCAUGUUGCUUGGCAAUAUCCUGUUUGUGAUCAAGAAUCGUGUACCGAAAUAACAUAUGACAGUUCUGACAGGGACAAUUUUAAUGCAUUGCUGUCGGAACUAUCAAAGAUACUACGGCAACACAACUUAGAACUAUCAGCCGCUGUAUCGCCAAAUCCUCAAGUAGCUGCUGUGGCAUACAAUCAUGAAAUCCUAACAGCAACUCUUGACUGGGUGGCAAUUGCUGCCAACGAUUAUUAUGAAUCAUCAAACAAACGCACGGCGUAUUUAUUGCCAUUGCAGUCAAGUCCAUCAUCGGAAAUUGGAGACUUUAAGUCGAUCUUAGCUUACUGGUCUGCAUUGGUGCCCUCGCGCCAGCUGGUGAUGAGCGUGCCAGCAUAUGGCCGCUCCUACACGUUAAGGAAUGAACAGUACGUCCUCCCUGGAUCUCCUACCACAGGGGCUGGUGAUGCUGGGAAUUACACGCAAGUGCCUGGCUUUAUGGCGUACUACGAGAUUUGCGAAGGAAUAAAGUCGCAGUACUGGGAAGAGCUCUCUAUCGACGAAGGCACGUGUGCCGUGCACGGGUCGCAAUGGGUGACGUAUUUGCGGCCACAAGAAAUAUAUAGAAUCGUAUCCACCUCAUCGAGAUUGGGGCUACGCGGGGCCGCCUUAUGGGCACUGGAUCUGGACGACUGGCGAGGCAAAUGCUCUUGUGAACCAUGGCCACUCCUAACUGCGUUAAGACAGGGGCUUCUUGAACCCAACAUUCCGCCAAUGUUAUGUUAA
Molecule: messenger RNA, 8718 nt
Organism: Parnassius apollo (apollo)
Lineage: Eukaryota; Metazoa; Arthropoda; Insecta; Lepidoptera; Papilionidae
Source: the annotation of a GenBank genome assembly